UUGCUUGUGACACGGACCCCUCUUUCACACACGCAUCCAUCACUGAAGAAAAAGCACACCAAGGGAGACAUAGCAGUGCAGUAGAAGGAAAAGGGAGCAGACUUUUUCGCCCAUUCCCUUUUCCGACUCUCAUAUAUCCUCUCUGCUUUCUGAGACGAGGUGGGAGACUUGGACGCAUUGAUGCCUUCCCGUCCGCCGCCGGCGGCGGAACCGCCGGGUCCCCACCGGACCAACCACAACCACCACCAUCACCACCACCGCCACGUCAUUCCCAUAGCGGCCAUCGGAGGUGCCGCCGUCGUCCUGACCGUCACCCUGGUGGUGCUCCUCUAUCGCCGUUUCGCCCGUGGCAGCCCCACCCCCACCGCCCCUUCGCCCCCGCCGCCCCCCGCUGGCCCGCUCCGUCGGUUUACCUACGCCCAGCUCCGGCGCGCCACCGCCUCCUUCGCCCCUUCUCUCCGCCUCGGACAGGGCGGCUUCGGCCCCGUCUUCCGCGGCGCCCUCCCGUCCGGCGAGGAGGUCGCCGUCAAGCUCAUGGACUCUUGCGGUUCCCUCCAGGGUGAGCGCGAGUUCCACAACGAGCUCGCUCUCGCCGCCAAUAUCCUCGCUGUCCCAUCCUACGCCGCCGCCGUCGUCCCGACCAUCGGCUUCUGCUCCGACGACGAUGGCCGACACCGGCGUUGGUGGCCUUGGUGGAGGCGGCGGGAGGCAGAAGAGCCACUGGAGCUCUCGGAAGCCGCCGCUGCCGCCGCGCCGCCCGGUCGGAAGCUUCUCCUGGUCUACGAGCUGAUGCACAACGGAAGCCUCCAGGACGCGCUGUUGGACCGCCGGUGCCCGGAGCUGAUGGACUGGCAGCGGCGGUUCGCGGUGGUGCUCGACGUCGCCCGCGGCCUCCACUUCCUCCACGCUGUCUGCGAUCCAGCGGUGAUACACGGCGAUAUCAAGCCUAGCAACAUCCUCCUUGACGCUCACCUCUCGGCCAAGAUCGGCGACUUCGGCCUCGCCCGGCUUAGAUCCACCGCGACGGAGGAUCACCUCCCUACCGAGGAGGAAAUCAAAGUCGACAUCGAUCUAGACAAGCACGCGGUGAACGAUUCGAAAACGUCAGGAAAGGAGAGAAAGAAAGACUCGGUGACCGUAGGAGGGCAGGAUGACGCCUCGGCCGUGACCAUGGGAGAGACGGCGGAGAGCAUAACAACGACUACGACUGGGUUCGAGGAGCAAACUCCGAACGCUGGGGCGAAUGGCAUCGCCACCACCGACAGAUCGGCGGAGGAAGAUGAGGAUUUCAUGGUGGCAUCGCCAGCUACCGCCGUGGACGUGGCCUCGGUUUCCGAGGCAGGAGCAGGCUUCGAUAGAGUAAGCGUCGAUAGUGGGAAGGACGCUUCCGCGUCGCGGAAGGGAUGCGGCAAAAAGAAGGCCGGUGCUUCCUCGGGCAAGGACUGGUGGUGGAGGCAGGACAUCAAUGGCGGAGGACCAAACUCCGAGUCCGGAGGCAGCGUGAAGGACUAUGUGAUGGAAUGGAUUCGAUCAGAGAUCAAGAAGGAGAGGCCGAAGAGCGACUGGGUUACGGCCUCGACGGCCACUGCCGUUGAGGAGUGCUUGCCUAAGCCGUCCAACGGUGGGAGAUCAGAGCGGAAGAAGAGUCAUCGAAGGAUGGAGUGGUGGGCCUCAUUGGACGAGGAGAAGCCGAAGAAGAAAGAGAAGAGCCGGCCCGCUAGGGAGUGGUGGCGGGAGGAGUUCUGUGAGGAGCUGAUGAAGAAACAGAAGCGGCAGCCAAUGGCCAAGUCCAAGAGCAGCCAUGAAUGGUGGCAGAACGAUGAUGACUUUGCUUCACCUUCCGAGAAGAGUAAUAGGAGGAAGAAGAAUAGGAGCUAUAGCCGUGGUAGUCGCAGCAGUAUAGAUUGGUGGAUGGAUCGAAUUAGUGGGGAGAUCAGGCCAACCGGAAGGAGAAGUAGCCGGGACUGGGCUAGCGGGGAUAUCCCAAAGAGUGGAACAGUGAGCAGCACCCCAAGCAUGAGGGGCACUGUCUGCUAUGUUGCUCCUGAGUACGGUGGUGGGGGGCCGCUUUCAGAGAAGUGCGAUGUUUAUAGUUUUGGUGUUCUUCUGUUGGUUAUAAUCUCAGGCAGGCGACCGCUGCAAGUGACAGCCUCGCCCAUGUCAGAGUUUGAGCGAGCAAACCUCAUCUCGUGGGCUCGACAUCUUGCCCAUUUGGGAAGGCUUCUGGAGCUUGCUGAUCCCUGCCUCCGGUGUGUGGACAAAGAGCAAGCUCUUCUCUGCGUCACGGUUGCACUGCUCUGUCUGCAGAGAUCUCCAGCUCGUCGCCCCUCCAGCAAGGAAAUAUUGGGUAUGCUUACUGGUGAAUCAGAGCCUCCACACCUCCCGCUUGAAUUCUCACCAUCACCACCAGGUGGGUUUUCAUUCAAAUCGCGGAAGAAGGCUCGGUGAGUUUAGACUUAUUUCAGCAUGACCAUUUAGCUACAUAUAGUGUCGAUUGUACAUUUUAGAAUUCCAUUUAUUUGGAGUUGGAUGUAGAAAAGUCUGAAGAGAAAGUUCUAUUUCGAUUAUGAAAGAUUGAUCCACAUAAUUGAAAUAUGAACCUGAUGGAAGGGAGUGCUCUGAAACAAUUGUCACCGUAUCUGGCUGGUAUCAGAACCUCAUGCAUAACUUACUAGAAACUCCUGCCAAUAAAGGUUCCUAUGAUUCUGCCAGAUCUUUUGCUUGUCUUUCUUUUAGACAUGCAUGAUGGUAGUGCUUUCUGGGCCAUGUGAACUUUUCUGUCUCUUCAUUUUUUUUCAGUUCAUGCAACUUUUGGUAAAGUAACCCAAGCUCUGGCCCAUUUGUACCAUGCCUUUUUGCAUCAACCUUUUGUAAUAAAGGGAAAUAAGAUCUCGAAGAUCAUCUUACUUCUUUCUUUUGCAAAUUUAAAUGCCUUGUCAAGUUCUUUAUUACUCGUGUCAACAAGUAACCUAACUUCCAACUAUCCAUGCAUUUUAAAAUGGAUUCACCUUUUUCUUUUAUGUGCCCUGGUUGUUUGGUUUCAUCAAACUCUUCUGCUAGCAUGAGAUGGCCUUGGUACCUGGUCUUCCAAAGAGAUGUUACUGACAGUCCCAGGAUCCAUAUCCAAGAGACAAUCUGUAUGAGAAGAGCAGAGAACAUGUGUACAGGGCCAGAUACUUUUGAAACUGGUUAAAAGAGAGUUUAGAAGUCAUGCCAUAUAUUUUACAUAGACAGUAGUCUAAUCGAAGAUCCAUGGCCAAUACAGUUUUAUGGAACUGUAAUAUUAUAAUUUAUGGCAAGACUUUUCUAAGUUCCCCCAACCUCCAUCUAACCAAUAUAAUGAUGGUCCAUUGAAUGGACAUUUUUUUUAUUGGAGGUCUGUGAAUGACAUUGACUAGAUUCUGUCAGCUAGUUGAUGUACUCUUUUUCAUAUAUUGGCAUCUUGAACAGGAAUCAGGCAAAAAAUAGUAUUCAAUUCAGGAAAUGGGAUUACUGCAAUUACAUCUCUUAAAUCUUUAUUUAUAGUCUUGGGCUAUAAUAAAGAAAUUGCAUGUCAACUUGGUAUUGUUGUCUCGAAGGCAAGGCAUCUUAUGGGAUUGUUGGUAUGAGUAUUUUAUUCCUUGAAAAUUCAUAGCAGAUGCAGGUAUGUUAAUCCUUUUUUUAAUUGAAUAUAACUCUAUUGCUGGACAGUACUUGUUGUUUCUGCAAGCUAGAAUCCUUUAUUUAAUUUCUGAUACUGAGAUAUGAUGGAAAUUUUGAAGACAUUGAGGAAUAUGUUAGUCAAUAGAAUUCACUCUACAAGAAUUUGCUACUGAUUAUAUGACUACCAAAAAGCUGAAGGCCCUUUCCGAUAUUUCUCUUUUUUUCUCUUACAUUUCUUAUGUGUAGUAAUUAGCUGUUAGUGCAUUCUGUCCCAUGGUGAAAUUUGUCUUGUACUUCAGGUAGAAUUUAAGCUUGGGUAGCCAUUUAGAAGAUAUUUUUUCAUCCAUUUUCUGGACCCGAUGCAUGCUUUUAUGUAUAUCUUUGCUUGCCAUUCUGCAAAAGAAAUAUGUUAUUGAUUGUGCUGUUAUGGCCUAAUGUUUCAAGUCUCUGAUCUAGCCAGUGAUACAGCAUAUCUAUUAUUUUCUUAAAAUUUAAUAGGCCAUUAAUGACUAGCUGUUACAGGAUAAUAUGACAUAGCAAGCUCCAGGCUUGAUUAAGAUUGUCCUUUAUGUUGAGUCUUAUCUAGUCUAGUCUAGAACAUGCAUGCUGUGACUUGCUACUACACUGCAAGCAAUGAAGCUGAAAAUAGAACAGAGGCACUUUUAUUGCGUUAUUUCAACUAUCACAAUGGUACUAGACAUAAGAAAAUUAUGUUAUAAUAUUAUUAUGCAUCCUAUAUUUUCUAAGGUAGCUUCAUUUCUUUUGUCUUUUACAUAUUUUGUCACUUUUUUCUUAUUCUGCAUUGAUGUGCUCCACUUUAGCUAUAAAUCUUCCUGUAAGUGUCACUUAAAGUGAUAUUUUUGACAUCAACCUCUUGCUGGCAAACAAGGAGGGCUUUAAUUGAUGGUUUGGAAGUAUUAUGAGUUGAAAUAGUUGUCUGGUUUUUUAUCAUCAUCAGUUGUUAGAAAAGAUAUAACCUGGACACCUAGCGCUUGAUAAAAGGCCAAUAGAAUCAAAACUCUUUUAGAUAAGGAAUAGGCAUGGGGAUAAACAGGAAGAUCUAAUGAUUGCAUACUCAUCCUUUUUAAACUAUUUGUGCAUUAGGCUGGUUAAGUGUUGUCAAACUGGUAUGUUAUUUGCAGGGUGACCUUGCUGGAAGAGUAAGAGAUAUCAGAUGUAGUCACUUUGUGGCCAUUCCAAGCCACCUUUCUAUCCUUAAAUGUCAGUACAGACAAUCUAUGUAAACCUAUUCUUGGUAAAUUUCUGCUGCAGCUCUGCAUGCAACGAAGUUCCAGUUUGUGCUAUACUUGUCAAAGAAUAUGAUGGGCAUCAAUUCUGUACAGUUAUUUGGAAGUUCCAGUAUGUACUAUACUUAACAUUGACCAAGGAUUGCCUUUUCGGGCACCAGACCCGUUUUGGCAAUCUAUCGGACCAGUAUGUACUAGUCGGUAUUGGUAUACUGACACAUGAUAUGCCAGUACAUACUGGUGUUUUGACGAAGAAGAAAAAGAGGGUGAAGAGGAAGGGGCGGUGGAGGAAUAGAGGAGGAAGAAGGAAGAAGAAGAAAGAAGAGGGGUGAGGAGAAGAAGCAGUUGCAGUGUACCUGGGAAACAGUGGCAAAGUGGUAGUGGCAAGGUGAAAGUGGAAGCGGCAGCGGCAGCGGCAGCGGUAGCGGUGAGGGCAGCAGCAUCGUACGUGAGAAGAGGGCUCGUGUUCGCAAGUCUUUAAUUGUUUUUCGUUUUUUUUAAUACUGAGUUGGAUAGGGGCUUUUUUGAUUUUUUAUUAUUUUAACCGGAUCACUCGAAAUAGGGGUGGUCUGCAUAUUGGCCUACGCCUAAAUCGGCAUGUAAUGUUUCUGGUGGUACACCAGUCCAUGUUAAUGACUGCUAUCUAGGUUUUGAGUCAUCUUCCUGGGGCACACGUGCAAAGUGAUUAUUACUGGCGAACUUCACCAAGACAUAUCAGAGGUAAGAACUUGUUCAGUAUCAUUCAUGUUAAUUUCCAAAGAUCUAACACAGAUGAAGGAUUCUCUUCGUCUCUUUCUUGGCUAAACCUGCAUGUAAAACCUUACUGAAUGGCUGAAGACUUUUCUUUUGAGCUACGUGUUUGUACAUUUACAUGAUCUGUUUUACCUUUUCCAGGAAUCAUGGUACAAAUUGCAUUUCUAAUGUAGUGAUUUAUACUUUGCCUAUUGGUGAAUAUUUUGCAUUAUUUAGCCGGCACAUAUCUUACAGAGUUGUUCUGGAGCAGGGUGGACAACCAUUGGGUGAAACCAUUGGAAGGUGAAGUCUGAGGAAGAUGCAGCCGAAUUCAUGAAGAACAUCAAAUGGUGAUGAUCCGAUUUCUCAAGUCUAUUUCUUCAUCAAUUGUGUUAGGUGAAGAUCAAGUCUUGUAGUUACCAAGUUUAAGAAUUUAAUAUUGAAGUUUUCA
This is a messenger RNA of Musa acuminata AAA Group (dessert banana), 6072 nucleotides long. RefSeq names its product receptor-like serine/threonine-protein kinase At2g45590. NCBI's taxonomy places the organism in Eukaryota, Viridiplantae, Streptophyta, Magnoliopsida, Zingiberales, Musaceae. The transcript has a single exon. Gene Ontology annotation, molecular function: ATP binding; protein kinase activity. Gene Ontology annotation, biological process: protein phosphorylation. Bases 181 to 2448 code for a protein of 755 amino acids. The record is from RefSeq and is a predicted model, not a curated record.